AUGAAUAACAACGUUCAAGUGUCAGAGGUCAGUGCGAUAUACCAAAAAGUACUUUUUAAUUUACUUCGUGAUAGCGUGGGGUUCCAAAUACUGUCUUCAAAAUGUAGCCUUCAGAACCGAAGUGGAAUUUUUCUUCGCACCAUGCGACUCAUUUCAGGCAGUCGAAAGUAAUGGUCUAAGAAGGCCUACUUAUUUUUGUAAACAGAUUAGCUCACCAGGAGCUAAAAUUUGUUUUUUUUCAAGCAAUAUUAAAAACUUAUUGAGAUAAUUGCAACAAAAGCAUGCGGAACCGACAGAAUACACCGCAAGCAUGUUGUGGACGGUCGUAUAAUUCACUUUAAGUCGAAAUUUGCAGCAUAGAUAAACAGUAAAAAAACAAACAAGUGCCUAUAACUUCUGGUCAUCUGUGAGGGAACUCCCUCUACCCGUCCUAAGCUGUGGUGCUCGCGAGGCGUUAAUAUGACUCGAUCCAGUUUAGCAAAUUCGUUUGAAUGGCUUCUGACUGUUUGACCUCCCAGAGAACCUUCUGGAGACUGACUCGAACGAUUAAAAAAUCAGAUAAAAAGACCACUGUCUUCUUCUGAAAGUCGUCUUUGUUUCGGGUCCAAUUUAGAAAUUUUCAACUGGCCAAAGUAUCAUUUUUCAGAAUGGUACUACUUUCAGUGCCUCCCAACAUGAAAGAACACAUUUGGAAACGGUCAGUUAGACAUGAGUAUCUAAAUCUACAGCUAUCGCUUUUGUCUUACUCGUUGGCAAUGACCAGAUAUGUGUGUCCAUUACGAAAAUGAAGCACAGGGAUUCCUGUUAUAUGUAAUGAAGUCAGUAGACGGCAGUUUGACGCGGCACUCGACGGAAUGUGCGGAAGUCACUCAGAAAAAUCACCUUGCUGGGGGGGACGCUACCGAACGUUCUUAGAAAAUCGCUCGUCCCGUUGUGCUUUACGGGCACUCCCUCGAGCCCAUCCAGCAGCCACACAACGACGAACGAUAUAGGCAGAAUGGUAUAACAGACAAAGACAAGGGAGACUGGAAUAGCCAUUUCCGGUUUAUUGGCCGUCGUCGGCCGGCAACACCCAACCCCGAAAUGUGGAACACCUGGGGCUCGAUCCCGCGACUUGUUAAUCAGAUGUGCAACGCCUCUAGCCACUUUUCCACGGACCGUUGUCCUCUACCAUUGUAUAUUCCCGAUAACAACUGACAGGACAACGGGCCCGUGCUGCAGUGGUCAGAGGCGUUAGACUUCUAACUUACAGGUUGCGGGAUCGAGCCCCAGUUGUUCCACAAUUCGAGAUUUCGUUAUGACUAGCUGACGACGGCUACUAAGCCAGUUUCCCUUGUCUUUGUUGGUAAUAACAAAACUUCCAUUUUUUGCAAUAUGUGUGGUCAUUUACUUCCGCGAGGGGUGGAAACAGACCGCGUAAUUUGAAAGAUGCGAAUGAAGGGCCCGUAAACAGGUGGCAAACGGCUAAUCCGAGGUAACUUGUUAAUGUUGGUUGAAUUUGGUAAGACAGUACGCAACAGGCUUUCUCAACCCUACGCUUAAUCGUCAUCCUUAGCUUUGCCCAAACCUUCAAAAUAUACUUGGGUCCAAAUGCAACCUCACCCAAACAUAGCAUGUCUACCUAAAUAAAAUAAGUAGGCAUGUUUUCGAGUCAAAAUUAUAGACUUAUGUGUCCAUCAAUCACCAACUCGUUCGGUACCAAAGAUUUAUGCUGCUGUAAAAACGUUUUCCUUCCUACAGCUUACCACCCAGGCACUCGAAACAAGGAUAAAAAAAUUGGCUAGACUAUCAUCGGGACGAACUUUUCUUGAGUCCCUGAAGACCACUCUUUGCAAUAUGAGGGACGACUCCACUACUUGCAAGGAAAACUUCCUCACUGAGAUCACCUCUGCUGAUCACGAACUGUACUAUGCGGCCUACUACUCUCUCGAACGAACCAAACUGACCGUCGCGGCAACCCAUGCUGAGGAGCUCAGCAGGUUAAAGAAACUUCGAAGGGACUUGGCGAAGUUGAAUCGAAGACGGGCUGACUUACUUCAUGCGACAAACGAUGAGGAAAUGGUAAUUUCCGAGGAGUCUUUGCACCUGAGUUCUACGAUAUUUGUUUUAUCAUACCGACAUAACAGAGGCGGUAAAAGCCAUGGCUCGCGCUUUAAUUAUACUGUUAUGUUGGAGGCUUAUGCACCAUCAACCAUAAACGUACCAUCAAAUCUCGUUGAGUGUGAUUGGGGUUAGUGUGGGUGCGAUGGCCUGUCUACGUUUCUACUGCCGUUUCAUGCACAUAACAACCUAAGAUUCUUACCAAACACCCUGUAUUGCCUUACGAUUGUAUUGCAGAGGCCUACUCUAGCGACCGCUUCUCCAUUUUCAGAACGCUGCUGCCUUGAAGGAAGCGGAACUGUCUGCAAAAAAACUGCUUGAAUGCGUCAAAAAGUUGCAACAGACGGCGGUACUCUGUGAAGAUUCUAGCUUUGAUAAAUUAAAAUUAGCUCCAAACUUUGCAUCGGUACGUUUAUCAGACCUGGAAAUACUUUUAUUCGGAGUCGAUAUGGUUGGCAUAUUUGUAAUAUUUUGCUGGUAUCUCCACCUAAUUGCGCAUACUAUUUCUUGGUUAACACUUAAUAUUCGUGCGCGUUCUUUUUGUAAGAUAACUGUCUAUCAAUCCAUUUGUAAAUGUCCCUGACCCCCAACACUUACCCCUAACAUUAGCCCCUAACUUUAACCUCUUACAAGUGCGGGUACGAAAUAAGAUCUUAAUAGUUGGGGGUAAGGAAAGGAGGUUAGGGGUUAGGCUCGGCUUGUCUACUGCAGGUAUGGCUAGAAAUAGGAUCCGAAAAAAGUGACAUCUGUUUGUUAUGUCAUGUUGAGGCUAUAGACGAAUGUAUCCACUAAAGUCAAGUUUGGUCCAAAAGCCUUUGGACUAAUUUUUAAUAUUUAAGAAAACCCAAAAAUCACGAAAACCUAGCAUAAUCAAAUUAUUGUCUUCGCAUACUUUUCCUGACGGAACCUAAAGACAGAAUAACGCAUGCAAGUGGGAAAUCAUUCUAGCAGUAUAAUUUAAUGAGAAAGAGUAAGGGGGACUGGAAUUGUCAUUUCUGACUUUUUAACUGUUGUCAGCUAGCCACACUCAACUUCGGGGUAUGCAACCCUCUAGUCUCGAACUCGAGACCGAUACGUUAGAAGUCCACCGCCCAAACCACUAAGUCACGGGGUCGUUGUCCUGCCGAUUUUUACUCGAUUAUGGUAGAUGGGCGCUCAAGGUUUGUUAUCGGAAGUAGUCAAGCUGGCGUGCGCACAGAAUGGGAUCGUGCAAUAUUCCAACCCCAACUAGUGGGGGUCACACGCCCACUAGACAUCUCUAACGAUUCCAACAGACUGAUUUUAGUCCGAAAUGUACGCAUAAGUAGCAGUUCUGUGUUCGUCUCCAUGAACGGGCUCAUCUACGGGGGGGAGGGGGAAGGAGGGAAGUCGUAGACAUUCGGCAGAUCCUUUCUUACCUCUGGUAAAAUGAAUUGGCCACUUAUUGCAAGCAUAGGUGGUAGUCCUCGUGUAAGCAUUUAUGCCACCCAUCCGCGACAGCCGGCGCACAAAGAGCACCAUUCAAUGAACAAAUACUAACCUGUGCUUGAUCACACACUCUCGAUAAGCCAGCUACAGGUGGUCCUGGAAGUCCAAAAGUUAACCAAAGUGAACCCCGCAGGCUGAUAAACUUAUACUAGAUGGGCUAACUCAUGAAAUGUCGACCGAAAUUUCGAAAUGCAUUUUCGUUUCGAGAAGACUGCUUACAGUAUGUGGGCUAACUCACGCAAUGCAACAGAACUUUCGAAAUGCGUUUUCGUUUCGAAAAGCUUAAUUAAGUACGGUUGUAAAACCAAUCAUCAUGCAGCAUAAUUCUAUAAUAAUUCAGCUACCCCAAAACGCCGGCUUUAGAAUCAAACUUCUUUUUGGCUGCAUCCGAAAAACCAUACUCCGUAAAAAGUGUCUACUUGUGCAGCAUGUAUUUUUUUCAUCGAUUCUCGAUGCCCUUAAGCACUCAAUUAUAUUCCAUGAAAAACAUGCAUAAAAACAUUUAUGAUUUUGCUCAUUCAGUUGACUAUUAUUUCUUAUUUCAAUUUUAAACUCGAACGUAGGGUAUAAUUCGGUUUUCAAUUUCCUAAUUGUGGGACUUUUAGAUUCCCUGAAACGGCCGUUCAUAAAUCGUCAUGUCUCUGCAUGUACCAAUGUGGCUUUUAAAGUUAACAAGGUGGCUCAAGGCCACCUCUCAAUGUUAUGAACUUUAUAUAGUCCCCACUUUAUUCCCGCUUUCGGUACGCGGAAAUUAUACGGUUUGUAGUUUAGAAACCCUGAAUGCAAGUUUCAGUACAGGCUGGGUUUAAAAUUAUUCGGGAAUUGUAAAAGUCUUAUAAAAACCAAAUUAUACCCUUCUUUUGAGUGUAAAUAUGAAAGAAGACGUAAUUUGCUCCCUAUGAGCAAACAAAUGAAUAUUUUAUGCAUGUUUUCCAUGAAAUAUAUUUAAGGGCAUCGAAAAUCGAUGAAACAACUCAUACUACAUAAGUGGUCGUCUUUUACAGAGCACGUUUUUUAGAUGCAGCCAAAGAGAAGUUUGUUGAAAAUCCGGAGUCCUGAGAUAACUGCAUUAUUAUAGAAUUAUGAUGCACGAUGAUUGGUUUUGCAACCCUACUGAAUAAUUCUUUCCGAAACGGAAAAGCAUUUCGGAAUUUCUGUUGAGAUUUCAUGAGUAAGCCCAUUUACUGUAAGUAGGGUUAUAAAACUAGUCACCGUGAAGCAUACUUUAGUAACCGCAGAAUGCUGGCUUUCGAACGAACCCUUUUUCCGGCUGCAUGCAAAAAUUAUACUCUACAAAAAAUGACAUGCAUUUUUCUCAUUGAUUUUCGAUGUCCUUAAAAAUUCAAUUAUGCUACGUUGAAACACAUGGAUAAUGGUAUUUAUUUUCUUCCGCUUAUUCGGAAGAGAAGUACGUCUUUUCCCAAUUUUAUAUCCGAAGGUAGGGUAUAGGUCGGAUUUAAAAAGUUUCUAAUUGUGAGAUUUUUAAUGCCGUGAAAUUGCCGUUCAUAAAACUCUAUAUCUCAAUAUGUACCAAUGUGACUUGUAGAGUCAACAAUAUCUACUGCUAACUUUUAUGAAUACCAUAUGGUGUCCUCCUAAUACCAUAGAGAAGUGUAUAGUUUUCCUUACGCGGAAAAUAUGUGGCUUGUAAUUCGGAAACCAUGAAUGCAUCUGUAAAGGCAGGUCGGGGCUUAAAACUAUUUGGGAAUUGGAAAAAUCUUUGAAAACCGAAUUAUGCACUUCCUUCGAGUAUGAAAUUGGUAGAAGACGUAAUUUUCUAUCAAAUAUGCAAGAGAAUGAAUAUCGUUAUGCAUGGUUUUCUAUGAAAUAUAAUUGGAUUUUUAAGGGCAUCUAGAAUCGAUGAAAAUGUCAUUCUACAAAGUUUUCAUUUUUUUCAUAAUUUGGUUAUUGCAUGUGACGGAAAAGCGGUUCAUUCGAAAGAUGGGAUCGCGAGGUCACUGAAUUAUUGUAAAAUUAUGCUGCACGAUGAUUAGUUUUACAACUGCACUUAAGUAAUCAAUUCGAAACGAAAGCGCAUUUCGAAAUUUUUGUGGACAUUUCAUGGGGUAGCCCACCUACUGUACGUUGGAUCGAAAGGUAAACAUAAAAGCAUUGGGGCAUUCGGCAGACGACAUUUAUCAGUAGACAAGACAAAUAAAACCGCGGAAAAACUUCAUUAAAUGGAUCGUAUCAUUCCCUUCCAGGAAUAAUUAUGAGGUGAUUCAGCAAUUUUUGGUGGAGAAUUAAUCUAUUGACGUUUAUGCUAAUAUUCAUGUGAUAAGGUUGCGUCGAAUUCGGAUGUUUGUGAGUCACCCUUGAAAGGCAGAUAUGUGUCAAAUAGGAGAAAGUGAGUUUGAGCAUGAAACGUCGACUGUGUUCGUACGUUAUUUAAAAGACCGUUUUGCUUUUGUCUAUGCAAAGAUCCAGAAGACCAGUUAGCGAACAUAAGUUUGCUUUCGAUAAAUUCUUAUCAGGCCAGUACAUUUAUAUGGACACAAGAUAGAAGAGAAAAACAUGUCAGGUGUUAGAGAAAUCGAUCAAAGUUCGUAGUAAACCACAGGCGGAGUGAAUGAAUAUGGGAGGUAGGUUUCCAUAGUCAAUGUCAGGGGCGGGAGGAGAUCGAAAGCGCGCGGAGAGUUACAUGGUCUAUCUGCUUUUGGCCACGGUAGGUGCGGAGUCUGAACGUGGUUAUUCUGCGUGCAUAAGAUCGGUUCUCGUAACCCGAUGGCUGUCGCUUCUGCUUUGUUAACGGCUGCUAGGCCGGUGGCCUAGGAUAGCUCGACGGGACCUUAUAAUAGAAGCGAAAAGCCUCGCUGGUGUCCAUGCGAUGUCCGGAAUCAACACCAUGCGCGAGAAAAGCGCUGUUCCUACUCCUAGUUUGACCAUUUCCCAGCCAUGCUGGGAUGUGGUCUCGUAUUGUUUUGGGUCGCGCCGAUAAUACGACAAGUAGUGUGGUCUUACACUCGUGGGCGUUGUUUAAAUUUCCUUUUGCACUUAUUCAGCAGAAUGAAGUUGAAGAUGUAGUAGAGCAUAGUUCGGUGAAAAUGUCGUUGGAUAAGGUGACAUCUGAUUAUUUUGUAUCGUAAAGGCUAUAGACGAAUGUAUUCACCAAAGGAGGGGUGUGAAGAUAUGGGAGGAAGGGUGGGGGGUGAUGGCAAUCAGUGCCAGGGACGGGGCGAGAACGAAAGGGCGCGGAGAGUUGCAUGAUUAGUGGACUUGACCACGGUGGGAGCGGAGCCUGAACGUGGCGCUAUUAUGGGCUCGCCGCUCGGACCCCUCCUAGUCGAUUUCUUCAUGGCAAGUUUGAGAAAUUCUGAUUAAGCGAUCAGAUUAUUUAGCUUAAAUACUACGGUCGCAACGUUGAAGACAUCUUUGCAAUCAUCAACACAGGAACCGACAUACCUGCCGUCUUAAAUGCGGUUAAUCGGGCCAUCCCCAACCCCGAGGUGUACAACGCCUGGGGUUCAUUAUUGUGACCUUAUCAUUGAACUACUGACUCGUUUUCCUGUCGGUUGCGAUCAGGGAUACAGUAGGUGGGCUAACUCAUGAAAUGCAAACCGAAAUACCGAAAUGCGUUUUUGGUUCGAAAAGAUUAAUUAGGUAGGGUUAUAAAAUUAAACGGCCUGCAACACAAUUCUAUAAUAAUUCAAUUACCUCAGGAUGCCGACAUUCGAGUGCAUUUCCUUCCGGCUGCAUGCAAAAACUGCACUGUGUAAGAAAUGACUGCUUAAGAAGCAUAAAUUUUUCUCAUUGGUUUUCGAUGCCCCUAAAUGUCCAACUAUAUUUCAUAGUAAAGAUGCAUAAAAAUAUUCAGUAGAUAAUGACGAUUAAUGAACGGCCAUUUUACGGUAUAUAAAGGUCCCACAAUUAGAAACUUUUUGAAACCAAAUUAUUUCUGAAUUAUCUACUGAAUGAGCGAAAGAAUGAAUAUUUUUAUGCAUAUUUUCGAUGAAAUAUAAUUGGACAUAUAGGAGCAUCAAAAUCAAAGAGAGAAAUGCAUGCUACUUAAGUAGUCAUUUUUACACGGUGUAGGUUUUGCAUGCAGCCGGAAAAAAGUUCAUUCGAACGCCGGCAUCCUGAGGUGACUGAAAUAAUAUAGAAUUCUGUUACAGACUGACAUGUUUUACAAACCUACUUAAUUUAUCUUUUCGGUACGAAAACGCAUUUCGGAAUUUCGGUUGACAGUUCAUGAGUUAGCCCACUUACUGUAUUUACUACGGUAGAGUGGCGCACAUCGAUCGCGUUACAGAAAUCACUCAUUCCACUAUGCCUCAGGGCUCCCUCUCGAUCUCGCCAGAAGCCGCGCGUAAUGUAGACUCGUGAACGAACCCCAAGGCACAGCGGGACGAGUGAUUUCCGUAACGUGCUUGGUGCGCGCCUGUCAAAAGUAGUGUGGUUGACAAGACAAAGAUUCCCAAUCAAAAGUCAGGGAAGACGGAGUGAGUUGGACAAACUUUACUGAUUUGGAAGUGCGUACACAAAGGCUCUGUAGGCCGUCGCUGCGAGCGCGCUCUCCAGGCAAGUUGUUGUUGUCUGUGUCCGCCUUCGAGGUGCCGAGACCCAGCGCAUGUGUGCAUUUUGCUGUCUCCGCGUCCGCAAGCCAAUCAGAGGGGGGCAACGUUUAUUGGCCUGGAGCACUUGCGAGGCUUGUGACAAGCCUCGCGUGUCCUAGCAGCGUAUCGACAAGGAGUGUGAGGCGGACAAAAAGACAGCGUGACAAAGUCGGAGGGUAAGGAGACGCGAACUGCUGCACGCCCCGAUACUAGUGGCAAGUCGUCUUGUUGAAACGUCUUAUAUUUGUUUUUCUUUUCUGAUGGAAAAUAGAUUCAGCUGCAUUUCAAGGACUUAUCGCUGGUGACCUCUGACUCGGGGAACGUGCGGAAACAACUGGCACGACUUCCAAUAGAAGCUCAGACUAGUAAACCAAUAAAGCAAGGGUAAGUGUUAAAUACUCUAAUGACUCAGCCGAAUUUUGUUUCGCUGACCAAGCGGAUCAUAUGUUUAUUUUAUUAGUAGCUGGUAGUAUGUAAUAGUCAACAAAUGUCUAAUACAGUGCGUGACCUAUCUCAUGAAAUGCUGGCUGAAAUUUUGAAAUGCGUUUUCGAUUAGGAGGGAUUACUUGGUCGCGGUUGUGAUAUUGAUUAUCUAAAGGCAUACUCUUAUAACAUUUUGGACUCGGCAGGAUGUCGGCUUUUAAAUGCACUUCUUUAUAAUCUCCUGCAGAAAGCGUGCUCGGUAAAAAAUGACUACUUAAAUAUCCUGCAUUUUUCCCAUUGAUUUUCGAUGGUCUUGGAAAUUCAAAUAUAUUUUAUAGAAACCAGAAACAAAAAUGUGCUUUCUUUCAGUCAAUCAAUAGAGAAUCACGUCUUCUUUAUAUUCUAUACUUAAGGAAGGAGUAUAAUUAGCUUUUAAAAAAGUUUCUAAUUAUGAGACUUUUUAAGACCGCGAUAUGUCCAUUCACAAAGCAUCAUACCUGACCGUUUACCACUGCUCCUCAUGAAAUGUACAACAUGGGCUGCAUCCAUUGCAAAAUUCUAUGGACCCUGUAUAAUAUCUCUUUAAUGACAUACAAAAAUAUGGGAUUUUCUUUACGCGGAACGCAUGCACCUUGUAGAGGGUAAUCACUAAGCGUUAAUGUAACGAAUGAUCAGGCUCCACAUUUUUCAGCAAUUAGAAAACUUUUUUAAAACCUAAUUAUACUCCUUCCUUAAGUAUAAAAUAUAAAGAAGACGUGAUUAUCUAUUGAUUGACUGAAAGAAAGCACAUUUUUGUUUCUGGUUUCUAUAAAAAAUAUUUGAAUUUCCAAGACCAUCGAAAAUCAAUGGGAAGAAUGCAUGCUAUUUAAGUAGUCAUUUUUUACAGAGCACGCUUUCUACACGAGAUUGAAAAGGAGUGCAUUUAAAAGCCGACAUCCUGCCGAGUCCAAAUGUUAUAAGAGUAUGCCUUAAGAUAAUCAAUAUCACAACCGCGACCAAGUAAUCUCUCCUAAUCGAAAACGCAUUUCAAAAUGUCAGCCAACAUUUCAUGAGAUAGGUCACACACUGUAGCUCAAAAUUGAAAGUCUGUUUAUGUGUCCUUUAUUUCGCGUACUAAGUUCUUUCCAAACCCUUAAGAACUUCUAAGUUGUGUCGAUUACUCUUUUACUUUCGAUAAAAGCGUGCGAAAUAUUCUAGGAGUCUGUUUCAGAGCAGUUUUUUCCAUGGGGCGAACAUCUAACAGGUUCACAAAUCUAAGUCCUUGGUUUUGGCAUUUGAGGUUGCAGUUCUAUUCAGUUUAUGAUCCAUACAACAGCUUAUUUGGAUUUUUGUUGUAAAAGUCAUCUUUUACGCCUGAAACUCGAUCAGAUUAUGUUUGUAUUCACAAAUAAUCGGCUCGGUUGACGCGGUGGACAAACAACUAAUACUUCUUUCAUUUAAGACGGUAUUAUGGUGAACAUUCAGUAGGCACCAACGCCGGUUAAACGCCGCCUAGUGCCAUAAAAUGUGUUUUAGGAAAGAAAGCUCACUUCAAUGAGUUGUCGUUUUGAUGACCAAGAAGUCUGGUUUGUGCAAUUUAAGAAAACACACCCGUCCGAGGCUUUUCACAGGAUAAACCUGAGGAGUUAGUCGUUUGAAGAGAAAGUUUAUUGGCCCGAGACUGGGGCCUGGGGGUCAUCGUUAAAACAGUCGGUUUCAAAAGUUAGCAAAGACUUCCGCUAGCGUUGCACGAGUUUGAACAAAUAUCGCUCAUCUAAUGCCCGCAGUAAGCCUAUUUACGAAUGCAAGGUUGGGCAUUCCGGGUGUGUUGGGUUUUAGACUUCCUGCGCGGCUACUUUGUAGACUGCCUCAUUGACACUGGCAGCUUUAAGAUUUACAUGAACAACGUUUUUUCUUCUUUUUAGCCGCUUGCUUAGAAAGCUUCCACUAUCCUCACAAAAUGACUGCUUUCUACAAAAAAUAUACAAGAAUGGAUAUGAGCCGACGAUGUUUUACCGCUCCUCAUUCAUAAACGAUUUGUCUUAACCGUACAUAGAUUAACCUAUUUUAUUGGCAAUAUACUAAUUCUUAUCCCCUUUGUUUGCCUAAAUUAAAAUCUAAAGGCCAUAUAUACAUUGCGUUAGCGCCGUUUCGAAGUACAUACAAUCUGACGUAAUUUCUUUAUCGAAUUCACUAACGAUUGUCAGUGAUGCCGAUAGUUAUAUUUUGUGGCUAAUAUGUUGCAUUUUCAAUCCUUUCGUGGUAUUUGUUUCGGGCAAACAUAUCUAUUCACGGGAAAUAGAAAACGUUUUUGCCGAAAAUUUUGGAAGAUAAUUUCAAAAGGAGGAUUUUUUCUCCCCUUUUCUCUAUUUUUGAUUUUGUACAAUUUGGCGUUUCUAAUUUGAUAACAGUGACUGUGCCUGCAUGUGUUUCUUACCUUGAGCGCACCAACUAUGAAUUUACUUUUCCUGUCCAAUUUGGCCUGUAGCGAGGCUUAGGGAUAACACGUUUGUUCGUCUAAUUGUGCGAAUCCAUUUUUCUGCUUUUUUUCUCUUGUUUAGAUAUGCCGAAGCAAAUUGGGAUCUGAAUCCAAACGAAAUCUUCGUUAAGCUUCUGCCCGAGGCUACAGCGCCAUGUGACGUGCAUGAGUACUUCUCUAAAUUCGGUCCAAUCACAGGAAUCCUAGUGCCAAGGCACAAGCUGGGACCAGAUUCCAUCCUCUGUGGAUUCGUCACUUUCCUUGAAACGGAGUCUGUGAGAAAGGUGCUUGAGACCCAACCUCACCAACUAGGCGGGAAUCAAAUCGUUGUUUGCAUGGCAAGAAAAAAUCUUUCGUGCCGGAAAGGGUGAGAUUCCGAUUUUCAGACAAUAGCUUCUAUCUCAGGCAUAGAAUUGUGUAACGAUCGGGCAGUAGAGUUCCAUACAUGUCUCUCAAUACAAACAGCAAAAAUGCGUCUUAGCAGAAGCGUUUCUUGAUAAGCAGGAUUGGCUAACAGGCCAAUCCUCUGUAUCGACCAUGCGUGUUCGAUUACCCCGGUUCGAGUUAGGAUGUAAAAGAUGUUUACAUAACUUGCCUGUAAGGCUGAAAUGACAACAUAAAAGAAAUCGUCUGAACAGUACAAUGCACUGAUUUUGGUAGCCGAAUUAAAGAACUCAUAUCGACCCGCGUGCACGAACACCAGACAGCCUAAUGGAACGCCACAAUUUACCGGGGGAUGCUAUGCCAAACUGAACGCAUUUCACUAAAGAAAACCCACAUUUUCGCGCCUGUCCAAUGAAGAAUGACCUCGAGAUUCUGAAAGCAAUGCCAUCAGACGAAACAUUUAUUAACAGAUAUAUCGGUUUAGAUAUCACCGACAAUAUUUUCUCAGGGUCGAUUAAAGUCUGGCACAACUAAAACCGAACCGGGAACUGAAAAAGGGGAAUGUCUGUUGGCAUAGACGACCACGAACCACAAAGUCUCUCGUUAGUUUCUAUUUAAUGCAAACUGUUUUGUGUAUAUUUUCCACUUGUUUGACGAUGCGUCGGGGUACACUUUCGUAAACUUGCUUAAUGAAGGUCAUUUAGUUUCUAAGGGACUUUGGCCAAUUUUAACUGGGAUCCUCGAGAUGUCAAUUUCUGAAAUGUUAUUUUUGGGAAAAACAAAACCUUUAACGAGCAACUUGUCGAGACCGGCCCUUUAGCUUGUCAGUAGCGCAUGAUACAGGCAGAAUGGUAUUACCGACAAGGACAAGGCAGACUGGAAUGGCCAUUUCUGGCUUAUUGGCCGUCGUCAACCAGUCAUAACCAAACACCGAAGUGUGGAACACCUGGGGCUCGAUCUUGCGACCUGUUAGUUAGAAGUUCAACGCCUCUAACAACUGAGCCACGGGCCCGUUUUCCUGUCGGUCGCGAUCGGGAAUAUACAGUGGUAGAGGGGCGCACACCGGUCGUUUUUACGGAGCUCAAUGUGUCUUACGGGCUCCCUCUCUCUCUCUAGAGCCCAACCGACAUCCACACAAUAAUUGUGCCAUCUUCUGAAAUUUUGCCUGAAAUUUUGGAGUAUGUUUUUAUUCAAAAAGUUUUCUUAGGCAAAGUUGUUACACUACUGGUAUUUUAAGCGUCGUCAACCGGUCAUGUUUGAUCUUAGAGUGUGGAACACCUGGAGCUUGACGCCGUUACCCGUUAGUUAGAAGUUCAACCCCUCUAACGACUGAGACACAGAUUCAUUGUUCUGUCGGCUGCGAUCGGAAAUAUAUGGUGGUAGAGGGGCGCUCACCGGCCAUUUUUACGGAACUCACUCCUUCCGUUGUGCCUUACGGGCUCUCUCGAGCCCAACUCGCAGCCGCACAUCAACGUAUGAUAUAGGUAGAAUGGCAGUCUCGCUUUUACGGAACACAUUCGUCCCGUUGUGCCUUAUGGACUCUAUCUCCCUCCCAAGCCCAACCAACAGCCGCAAAAUAAAUGUGCUACCUCAAAGGUGUUUUGGCAGAUUGCAAAUGAUUUACUUUGACGUUACUGUGAAAAACCCCUAGCAGGUACGGCCACGAAAUGAGAUCUUGCUGAUUUCGGAUCCUGAAAACUAAAAGCUACCCCCUUUUCUGGCGGAAAAAUCGAUGUUGACACACCUAACUGCCAGCUAAGUACGGGCGAAAACAUUUUCGUGUAUAUAUUUUUUACAUAAUACAUCUAAAUUUACAAAAGCAUCAACAAUGAAUCAGGAGAAUUCAUACUUCUUAGGCGGCUGUCUUUGAUGGAUUGCAUUUUUCGCACACGGAAGAAAGAAAACUUAUUCAAAUGUCGACUUCCUGGCAUGACUGAAAUAUCUAAGGAUGUGCUGCACGAUGGCUAACCUUAAAACCUGGUUAAAGUAAGCUUUUCGAAAUGAAACAAGUAGUUUAGGAUUGAGGUCGACGGCUCAUGGGAUCUCAUAUUUGUUCCAAUCAAUUAUUUUUCGUUUUCACCAUUAAAAUGAGCUCGUAUGGCUUGAACUGCCGAGUGGGAUUUCGUAAGAUAUUUCUCUUUGUUGCCGUCAAAUUUCCAGUCGAUGUCUCAUUGCCUGGUCAAUGGGGCUCAUUCCCAGGUCUGUAUAAUUUCUCAUCUGUCUCCUAUUAGUUACAACGUCCGGUGAGUAGUGCGUAUAAUAUUAUGACUAUUCUACUGCAAUUAUUUUUUAUAUUUUUAUUGGCAAUGUACACUGAAGACUGGGGUAAGGGAUAAGCGACAGAAACCACAAUCGAGUUUCAUGUUAGGCCUCGCUGGAACAAAAUUUUACCAUCAAAUUAAUGUUAUUUUACCUCACAGGUCGUCGGUUUUCCACGUCUCGGAUUCCGACGAAGAGGACGAUGAUUCAUCUCACAGUGAGGACGACAAGUCGGUCGUGGACGCCUCCCCCGACCAGUUAACCAUACGUGUCAAGGGUGCACAAUCAGCGGUCACUGAAUCCGAACUCACAGCCUACUUCUCCCAAUUUGGCAGCAUCGAAGAGGUCAGGGUAGUACGCGAUUUACUUACCGGCGAGUCCCUUGGCUUCGGUUUUGUCACAUUUGCUGACGAUAAGGCUUUCAAACGAGGUGUUCUUAAGGCCUGCCAUUUCCUUGGACGUAGUCGCCUCCUCGUUAGGCUUUCUGUGGACAGUGCUCGAUCUCGCGGUUCCAGUGCAUUAGGGGCGAUCAAGUAGGUUUUUCAGCCUGAAACGUAUACGCAUGUUUGUUUUCGUUAAAAUUUGCUGCUCAUGCGGAGAAUUAUCAUGUGUUUAGGUUGUUCUCAUCAAAUAUAUGCACCAAAAUCUACCAAAACACGCUUUAAACAGCCGAUUAGGAAUUACUCAACCGCCAAGCACGCGGAUUUCUACAAUGAAUUCGCAAGCACAUGCAGUAUGUGACCUGCAGUAGGUGGGCUUACUCAUGAAAUGUCAACCGAACAUCCAAAUGCGUUCUCGUUUCGAAAAGAUUAAUUAAGUAGGGUUGUAAAACUUAUAAUCCUGCAGCAUAAUUCCAUAAUUAUCCAGUUACCUCAAGGUGCCGGCUUUCGAACGAACGUAUUUGCGACUGCAUGCAAAAACCAUACUCUGCAAAAUAUGACUACUUGUGUAGCAUGCAGUUGAUUGAUUUUCGAUGCCCUUGAAAAUUCAAUUAUACUUCAUAGAAAAAAUGCAUAAAAAUAUUCUUUAUUUUACUUAUUCGGGAGCAAAGCAGGUCUUCUUUCGAUUUUCUACUCGAAAGUGGAGUAUAAUUCGGUUUAAGAAACCAUACUAGUUCUCGAAUAUUUUGAACUCGACCUGCUAUUUAUCUUGCAUUCAAGAUUUUAAAACUGCAAGCCGUAUAUUUUCUGCGUAUGGAAAACUACGCAUUCCUCUACGGUGUUAAAAGGAAACUGUAAAGGGUUCGCAAAAUUAAGCAUUGGAUUUUAGCAAUAUUGUUUACAUUUCAAGCCACGUUCGUAAAUGCAGAUACAUGACGUUUUAUGAACGGCCAUUUCACGGUAUUAAAAAUUCUCACAAUAAGAAACCUUUUUAAAACCGAAUUAUACACUUCUUUUAAGUAUAAGCUUGGAAGAUGAUAGGAUUUUUACCGAAUAAGUAAAAGAGUGAAUAUUUUUUGCAUGUUUUCUAUGAAAUAUAAUUGAGUUUUGGAGGUCAUCGGAAAUCAAGGAGAAAAUUAAAUGCUACAUAAGUAGUCAUUUUUUGAAGAGAAUAGUUCUUGAAUGCAGUCGAAAUACGUUCGUUCGACAGUUUACACCCUGAGAUAACUUGAUAAUUAUAGAAAUGUGCUGUAUGACGAUUAGGUUUACAGCCCUACUUCAUUAUUCCUUCCGAAACGAGAACGCAUUUCGAAAUUUCGGUUGACGUUUCAUGAACUAGCCUACCUACUGUUUCUUAUAAAAAUUGUCGAAAUCUGCUAAAGGUCGCUAAUCAGUUGCAAACCAGCAAAGAAAAGUUGGCUAACAUUUUGGUAUAAUAGUAAACGACUUUAAGUGAAUUGAAAGCUUAAUAACGUGUUUUUAAAUAGCAACUUUUUGAAACGCAGGAAAUUCAGCAAGUGUAGGUAACUGCUGCAAUUAAGUAAGCGAAAGUCUUCGGUGUACAGAAAGUCUGCCCGUGUGCAAACGGACUAAAUAAAAUGGUACGAGCGAAAAAAUUUUUGAAAAUAGCCCUUUCAUGAAGCUUGCACUCAUAAAUCCGUCAACGGUAGGGCGUAGGACCCCAACAAUCUUGAGCUGGCCUCUGGACCGUGUCAUACGUUUCACGGGUGGGGCAACAUCUAGAACAAUGCGUAAGGAGACACAGCAAAAUAAAGCUCUGCCGAGAGUCAUACCGUACACUGUCAUUUGGCAACAAAUUGAGGGCGAUAAUUAAAAAUUAGGCAAAAAGCGAUUUCUAAACAAUAACAGGCCCCGAAAAAACCGCCGCCGUUAAGCUUACUUUAAGUCAGGAAGGCAAGGAAAUUUUAGCCAGUGGGAUCUGUGAAUAAUAUAUGGUGUGGUAGAGGGGCGCUCACCGAUCGUUCUUACGGAAUUCAUUCGUUCCGUUGUGCCUUACGGGCUCUCUCUCGUGCCCAACCGACCGCCGCACAGAGGUGCAUGGUAUAGGCAAAAUGUUAUUACCGGCAAAGAAAAGGGAGGUCGUUCCACACUUCGGAGAUUUGAGUAUGACUGGCUGACGAGAGUUAAUAAGCCGGAAAUGCCCAUUUCACUCCCCCUUUUCUUUUUCCAUAAUAACAUUCUGUUUAUAAUCGCACUGAAUUUUUUUGCAUGUUUUGGAAUUGCAGGUACGUCAUCUACCGCAACACGAUAUGAUUCGUGAGUCAUUUUGAAGUCAUUUAUGGCGGCUAGUCAACAACCUACAAUUGGAGUAUCGAUUUCAACAGGGUUUAAUAAAAAUCGGCUUCAUUUUUUGUUUUUACACUGUUUGCAAUGCAAUCGAGUAAAAUAAACACUUUUUUGUCUGAUUUCGACGACUGGGGUGUCACAGGAAUAAAUUCUGUCAAAAGGCUCUAUGUUUAAUGGCCACUCGGUUAACAAUAAAUAAAAGUAAAUGUGUCAGGUGUAGUCGUUACCAUGCCACUUUGCAUAUAUAAAGGGAACGUUUGCUCCAUUAUAAUUUUUUAUAGUCAUUUCUGAUGCUGAAGCUCAGGGAUUUCUAGAUCAUGUCGGAAAUAGCGGUAUAUACUGUAUGAUUUGCGGUGUUGCCUACCGAUCGCCCAUAAAUGUAGAUUACAUUCCGUAGGUUUAUUAGAAACAUCAAAUAACCUGCUUGCUUACACUUUGCUCAUUCUGGUUUUCAUGGUGAAAAAUCAAUUUUAAAGUGUGAAACGAUCCGUCUGGUAAAACUCCCGAGUUUUAUUACCCUCUUUUAAUAAAAAAAACAUGCCGGAACGCGCUGAUGUAAUCUAGGAUAGCUAUUAGCAUAUGAAAUCGCCGGAAUACAAGGCAACGCAGAUUUCCGCUCACAUAAGUGAGUAUUUUUAACCAAUGAAAUCUUUUAUAUACGUAUAAGGCACGUAAAAAGGUUAUUUUCCGGAAAGGGCCAAGUGUAGAGGAAAAAUGUGCGGCAUUUUGGUUGCGAAAAAUCGAUAGCCUCGAUUUCCGCCAUCAUGUAAACGGGGGAUUGAGGAGGCUCCAGUGAGACGCCUUUAGAACACAUACUGAUAAAUUGGAGGAUGUCGUUUUUUAAGGGUAUUUGAAUCGCCCCCCUCUCAUAGUUCGAUCGGGAUGAUAGACGCAUGACUUCUAUUCAAAAACUGAGCUGUGGAGCAUUCUUCUAGCCCCAUGCGGGCUUACGACUGAAAAUUGCCUUAUGGCAAGUAGUAUCGUUGGCCAUAAGGAGAAAGCGGAUGUCUGCUUUUCACUUAUUAAUGGGCCUCAAAUCGUGGUACCUUAAGCCGAGCUGUUGAUGCACCUGAGAUCUGAGACUGGACCUAAUGUAUCAGUGAGCUCCCAGUAUCACUUCGAAAAUCAUUGCGUUUUCCGCAUGUUCCUUCUGGGCUGCCCAAACGGAAAAUAUUACUUCUCCUAAGUAAUCUGUAGGUGUUUGCAUCUAUGAGUGCGUUUUUAAACGCAGCCUUCUAUUGACAGUUUUAUGCAUUAUAUACUAAAGUUGAUCUAUUCAUUAUCAGGUGGGCGGAAGUCCAAUAAACACUUCGAAUACAAUACUUUUGGGAUUCGCAGAAAUAUUAACUGAGAUUCAAAUUCCAUGAAGGCGAUCUCCCUAUAAAACUUCUACCUAAGUUUAUUUCUUUUAUGGCCAUAAGUUGAAGAUAAUUUAAUUUUCUUGGAUUGCAUUGGGCGGUCUUUUAAAGCACCUUAUUAAUAUUAGUUCAGUUGUGGGAUAACAGCAAACGGUUAUAAGAUUGACCAAUUGUUUUACUAUACAGUAAACGUGCUAAGACAGCUCUGAAUUUGUUUGCUUUCCACAUAGGCCUGAAAAAUCAUUGGAUUGGGACUUGGAUCCUAAAAGGCUGUUUGUCGGCGAUCUGCUCGGAGCAACAGAGGAAUGCGAUUUGUAUGAAUAUUUUUCCAAGUUUGGCAUUGUCACUGAGGCCACUGUUCUUAAGAACACGAGGAGAUCUGAUGGCCGUUGCUGUGGUUUCGUCGCCUUCCGUGAUACAGACGCCGCGAAGAGGGUGUUGGAGAGUCAGCCGCACGUGUUACAUGAGACUGAAAUCACCGUUUCGCUGGCAUGGAGUAAUAAAUCAGCUGAUACUGGGUAAGCAUUGAGGUAAAAGAAACACGCGAUUGUUGAAAUCCCCCAGAUUUAUCCGCAAAGAACGCAUCUUAAAACGAAAGUAUUCUUCAAGACUUUCUCAUGCAGCCGGGAGCUGCUGCCUUCUCUCAACUAAUGCCCUCCCAGAGCAGUUAGCAGUGGUGGGAUUUUUUGGCGCGGUUUUAAGUAGUUCUUGCUGGUAUCUUCCAGAAACGAGCUAUUGUCGUUCCAGCAAUGGCAGCAACUGUGUUUUCGACACCCGAUGCUGCCUGGCUACAACUUGAACAAUUUACUUAUGAGAUCGACAAGGCAGUAAGUCUGUUGCUCAAGUAAUUGACUGAGCUCGUGCAACUUCCACCGAAAUUCUAAGUAUUGUUCUUGAUUAGGAGGGACUACUGAAGUUGUAUUGUAAUACUAGUCAUCUUGCGGCAUAAUGCUGAGAUAUUUUAGAUACAUCAGAUGUUGUCUCUUUAUGCAAUUCUUUCUAGCCGUCCUUAAGGAUUACAUCUAGUAAAAAAAUGGCCACUAAACCGGGUGGCAACUUUCCAAAUGAUUUUAAAAAUCCCCAUAAAUAUCAAUAUAUUUUAUAAAAAACGCGCAUAAAAAAUAUUCUUUCCUGCGCUCAACGGAUAGAAAAUCACAUCAUAAAUUUUAUGCUCAAAGACGGCGUUUAUGGUAAUUUUAAAGCAAAUAUUAAUUAUGAAAUUUUCGAAGUCGUGUAAUGUCCAUUCAAAUAACAUCUUACCUGCCUGUCUGUCAAUUCCCAAACUCAAAAUUAUUCCGGAAUCAAAAAGCCCUUUGCAAAACGAAAGGAAACUCCCAUUCUAAAUAUAAGGUGUGAAGAUGUGAUUUAACGUCCAGUGGGUGCAAAAACGGUCUUAUUCGCGUUCCCUAUAAAGAAUUUUUUAGAUUUAUAAGGUCAUCAAAAAUCAACAAAAAGGUGCUUUUCAGUUAAGCAGCUAAUAGAGGCGGUCGUAAAGAACGGCAUUUAAAAAGCAGCGUCCUGAUAUAUCCGAGGCAGUACGACACUACGUCCCACGCUAACUGGUGCAAAAUCUUGUUACGUAUUUCUUCCCGAUUUGAAACGAAUUUCAGAGUUUCGGCAAAAAUGUCAAUAGAUCGGUUACUGACAGAAGUUAUAUCUAGGAUUUACUGGAAUUUUGACCAACAAAAUGCUUAAAAAGAAUACAAAUAUCAGUCUUUACCCCAGCGCGAAUGCGCAGCAUCGCCUUGGAGCCACUCCUGUCGUGUGACACUGAAAUGAUGAAUUUGUUUUAUUUUCUGUUUUAGCCUUUAG
Spirometra erinaceieuropaei is the source of this 19501-nucleotide messenger RNA. The record is from the annotation of a GenBank genome assembly. Lineage: Eukaryota; Metazoa; Platyhelminthes; Cestoda; Diphyllobothriidea; Diphyllobothriidae.